AGAAGCGUCUGGACUGGAGGCCUUGUCUGGUGCGCGGUAGCGACGCGCCAGCUGCGAGAACUCGCCAAGGCAGCCAGCCGGCCGCGUUGGUACGCUCGUACCGAGGGGAAGCGGAGCGCUGGUGGUGGGGUGGGGGCAGCGCCUUGCCCCAACACACGGCAGCGCUCGCCCGUCAGUCAGUAGCGUCCCGUCCUCCGCUCCAAUGCCACGCAGCCGCUCCUGAGGACACGCCAGCGAAGCACUCCGCGUCCACGGGAACCCCAGCCCGGCAAGGCGCCGACCGACCGCCCGGACAUGCGCAUCUCCGUCGCCGCAGACGUCGGCCCUCAAGGUCAGCCAUGGACGGCAGAUGACUAUUCUGGCGUUGGCUGUAUGAUGAGUGGAGUAGCUGCGGGCAAGCAGCCGCCGUCACUAGCUGUGACAAAGCGGCAGAAGCUGGGUACUGGCAAUGUACCCCCCGCAGUCCACGGCCGUGCAAAUCCUGGCCUUCAGGUGCGACCACGACUCAGCAAUCAUCAGCGUAAUCUCAGCUUGGAUUUCCGGUCAAUGGGCAUUCUACUUCCACCUAUAUCCCAGGUGACAGCAGCUACUACACUGACAAUGCAUCACCGCAAUAGGAGCCUUGACUCUGCAUUACAGAGGAUUCCUGAAGUCGAUGUAACGCCCAGUCCCGAAUGUGAACCGUCCGACGGGAGGCUGCCCAAAACAGCUGUGCCUCCCGACGUACCCGUUGCAGGAGUUGCAGUAAGGGCCAGCCCAGUUACCGGUCGAGAUCGUGAAGAGAUUGCCAGUUUGGGCUCCGACGAUUCCGGCAUUCUUUGUGGUGGCGGUAGCAGUGACACGACGAGGGAAUCCAGUGUGCACAGUAUAAGCCGCAGCCACGAGAGCCUCGAGUCAGGCUCUGGCCAGGAUCAUGUUGUCCAAGAACCGGAAGAUGUGCCGCAACUGAGUGACAGUGAAUCUUCUCCCCCAGUGUCUGUUGUGCAGGCUGCCCCACCCCCCUCGUCACAGUCUUCAUUGACACUGUGUUGUGGUGGUGCUAAUACAGAACCUUCUGAGACUGAGAAGACUGCCAGGGAACUUUCACAAGGCAGCGGUGCAAAAGAUUUCUUAUUAAGGUUAUUUGAAAGCAAACUGUUCGAUAUGUCCAUGGCAAUCACAUAUCUCUUCAAAUCAAAAGAACCUGGAGUACAGAGUUACUUGGGGAACAAAAUAUUCAGUUUUCCAGACAAUGAAGUAGAUUUUUACUUGCCACAGUUGGUUAGCAUGUACAUACAGAUGCAUGAUGUUGCUGAAGUAAUACAUCCGUACCUUAUACACAGGUGUAGAAAGUCUGCUGACUUUUCUCUGAAGUGUGCCUGGCUCCUCGAUGCAUACAGUUCAGAUGCUCAUUUACCAUCAAAGAAAAAGUCCCAUGGAACAAAGUUGCGUAAUCAUAUUCUCUCAGAUGAAUUACGCCCUCGAGGUCAUCAACAGCAUAAACCAGACCAGCCUGCUACAGUUCCUCCUCCACCUCCUCCACCACUUCCUCUACCAUUAUCAGUUGCUAAGAAGACACAUCAGCGAUCUCGAUCUGAUGCUACAGGACUCUUUCAGAGUUGCAAACGCAUGCUGUCUUCCGGUUCAACCAACAAAGUCUCUUUAGGUGACUUAGCAUCUGGACGUGCAUUUGACAAUGGCUGUACCUGUUUUGACACCUGUCAGGGGGUCGUUAAUGAUCUCAAAGGAAAGAAGACGGAUUGCACGUGCAAUGCUCCACGUCUGGCUCCUCAGUUGGAGUUCCUCAAGGCACUAAUAUCAAUAGGCAAACUUUUGAGCACAAUUCCAGUCAAAGAAGACAAGACUACAAGACUGCAGGCAGAGCUAUCUACAUUGAACUUGAAUCUGCCAGCUCGGGUAUGGCUGCCCAUUCAUAGUGAGGUACCUCACCACAUUGUUAGGAUACCACCCCAGACUUCUGCUGUCCUCAAUUCAAAAGACAAGGCUCCAUAUAUUAUAUAUGUGGAAGUACUAGAGGUGGAUGACAUACAUACAUCACCUGUGCCAGCAAAAAUAAUGAAUACUUUGCGACCUACAAAGUCUGAGGACAACCUUGUAGCAGAAGUACAGUGUGAAAGUUUGUCUUCGUGUGCUUUUAGCAUUUAUAGUAGUCCUGAUGAUGAUACAGCAGACUGCUGGUCACAGGAGGAUGAUGAAAUAUCCCAGCAGUAUAUGCAGCUACGGAAGCCAAUGGAUCGCGACACAAUAUCGCAGCUGAGCCAAGAAUCAAGUGAUUCGAGGGAGCCACCUGUGUUUAUAGCAGCUGGUGACAUCAGGAGGCGGCUUUCAGAGUCAUUGCAUGAUCAGAGGCGAGCAGCAUUCACACAUGAUCCUGAAGACCCAUCAGCAGCUGCUCUGAAGGAGCCCUGGGAGGAAAAAGAGAGGAGGUUGCGCGAAGCUUCACCGUAUGGGCAUUUCAGUACAUGGCGUUUGCUGUCUGUCAUUGUAAAGUGUGGUGAUGACCUUCGACAGGAACUUCUAGCUUCACAGCUCCUGUCCAUGUUAAAAAGGAUAUGGGAAGAAGAAAGAGUACCCCUUUGGGUGCGCCCAUAUAGGAUUCUGUGUUUGUCUAAUGACAGCGGGCUCAUAGAAACUAUACCAAACACAGUUUCAUUACAUCAGAUCAAAAAGCACUGUCAACUUUCACUUCUUGAGUAUUUUAUUCGAGAGUACGGACCUCAGAAUUCUGAAGCAUUCCUCACUGCUCGUCAGAAUUUUGUUGAGAGCUGUGCUGCUUACUGCCUCGUCUGCUACUUGAUACAAGUCAAAGACAGGCACAAUGGCAAUAUCCUCCUGAAUAACGAAGGUCGUCUUAUACACAUUGAUUUUGGCUUCAUGUUGUCAACUUCACCAAGAAACCUUGGGUUUGAGAUGUCCCCAUUUAAGCUCACUCAAGAGUUUGUGGAUGUGAUGGGAGAAGAAGACAUGUUUAAUUAUUUUAAGUUUUUGAUCCUGCAGGGUUUAGUAGCUGCAAGAAAGCAUAUGGACAAAAUAGUCAGUCUUGUGGAGGUUAUGUGCUCAGAUUCCCAGCUACCAUGCUUGAAGUCUGGUGCAGUUACAGUACAAAACUUAAAGAAGCGCUUCCACAUGAGCAUGACAGAAGAGCAGCUACAAGUGCUUGUAAACAAUCUUGUUGAAUCAAGCAUCCAUUCUCUCAGCACUAAGCUGUAUGAUGGCUUCCAAUAUUUCACCAAUGGGAUCUUGUGAAGUGCUGUGUUUGUGUAAAGUAUUGUUCGCAAAAGUUAAUUGAAAUUCUUGUUGUUUGCUGUAAGACAUUUGUUCCUCGCAUGUGAAAAAGUUGAUUAUUAAAUUCAGUUUUAAAACGUUCAGACAGUUUAUUAAUUUACUGCUGUUUGUAUGUUGUGUAAAUAAAAAUUGUAAAAAAUAUUUUUGUUCAUAAGGAGGAUGUGGCUGCAGAUGUGUGGACUUGCUUGACUUUACCAUGUAAAGUGUUACUGUGCACAUUUGCUAUGUAAUUCUGGCAAAUUAUAACUGAAAGGGUAGCAACCCUGAAUUCAAGAAAAGUCUGGUAAUACUGGACUGAACAACCUUAUUGAUCAAUAUGUUGUUUGUGGUAUUAUGAACACAAUAUUUACUGAAGUUGCAAGAAAAGUAAAAUGCUUCCCAUAUUUUAUAAUUGUUUUCUGAUGUGAUAUUAGUAUAAUAAUAAAAAAAUGAUUACAUCAGUGAGGUGUGUGCCUCAUUCUGUAAUAAAAUAUUAACACUAUAAAGUCAGGAGCAGUGGCUACUUUUCUUAGACAUGGUUGAUGAUGAUUGGAAAUUCUGAUUUACAAAUGUAUUUUGUCCUGUUACUGAAGUCAUAAAUUAUUACUGUGUACUAAAAUUUCAGGUGAAAGUAUUUGGUGUCAGAUAUUUUUGUCUUCUGCUGAGAAAUGCAAGCAGAAAUAAACCAUUCCUGGCAAUACACAGGCUUAACUUAACCAUAUUUUAAUCAUUAUACAUAUUAAGAUUUAAUGCUGAAAAAUUUUUAUAGCUCUGUGUCUUUUCAUAUGAAUAAAUGAAAUACUGAUUGUCUGACUAUGCAGAUUUCAAAAUUGCAAAGAAUUACAUCAGCAUAUUGUUAAAUACUCAUGAAGCAACCCCCCCCCCCAAAAAAAAAAUCCAUUUUAAUGUUCUGGAGCGCAUUUCAGUCAUACAAAUAAGUGUGUGUGUGUGUGUGUGUGUGUGUGUGUGUGUGUGUGUGUGUGUGUGUUGGCGGUGCACAUGGCAUUCAGCAAAAAUGUUAAUCCUUUUUAAAAAGAGAAACCAGCAGUACUUUUGUUUAAAACCAUUUUAGCCAAUCAGUGGAAUUUUAGAAGUUUGUCAGAUACUCAGCAAUCAGAAAGAACUUCUUCAUUCUAGCUUAUAUUUUUCAAAUUCUAUGUUAUGUAUGGGAUUUAGUAAUUGAAUUUCUUUUCAAAUUAAAAGGAUACAUUACUUCAAAGGAAAAACUUUUUUUUUUUUUUUUAAUUUUCAGCAAUUGAUUGUAAUAUUGCCUUGCCAUUAGUUAAAAAUGUACCUUAUAAUUUUUAUCUGGAAAUAUGUGGAUAAUGCAGCAACAUUGAAGAAAUUCAUCUUACUUCCAUUGUAUGAUUUAAUUAAAAUAUUAUUGUUUGUAAUAAAAUUUUGUACCUUUAAGUUAGUUACCAGAAUUGAUCUGAACCAACCUAAGGUAUAAUUUUGUUGGGGUUGUAGUUAGUAGUAAUGAUUUCUUCCAUUUGCAUUUAAGAGUGGAACUUUAUUAAAUUUAAGUACAACCACGUAAGUCAAUGUGUCAUACAAUGGUGUAGGGCACACAUUUAUUUUACAGUAUUUCAUAAAAUGGAACUGUAAUCCUCUCCACAUUACAAAUUAAUCCUGUUGUGUGCAGCUCUCAUAUUAUACAAGUUUUCAUUCAUUCCAUAAAGUGUAUCACUCUUCAUUUCACAUUAUAUGCAUUAAAACUAAACAUACAUUUAAGACUGAAACACUAUGUGAAAUAAAAUACUGAUUGCAUGAUCUUAUUUUAGUGUAACAAUACUGUGUUACGGCAAUUUGUUUUGUGUGUUUAAUUAGUGUUCUGUUAAUUGAGGUCAGUAGUACUUCAGUUUAUAUUUAUAUUCUUCUGUGGUCUUUGUAUAGGUGAACUGUGUCUUAUGUAUUUGUGUCAGUGUUAUUUUGUUUCACAUUUGUAAAAAAAAAAAGUUUGCUAUUUAAAUAUGUUUACACACACUGACCCCACAGUUUUUAAUGUGGGUCGUGCCUAUAUAGGUGCUGGGAAGAAAAUGUGAAAUUUUCUUGCUGCUGUAAUUAGUGUGCGUCAGAUGUACUUCAAAAUGUAAUGAAUUUUGAGCUGUGUGACUGUUAAGAAACUCUUCUCAUCAACUUAUGUAAAUAGAUGUAUCAAGCUCAUGAAGAAGAGACAGAUUUUUCUUAACAUCAUAUCAGAUUGUUGACUUAUUUAAUUCCCGUAAUAGUAAUAUUCACUAUGUAACCGUGUAAUGUUUGAUAUUAAAGAUCAUGUAUAUUGCUGUCAUUCCAUUUGUAUUUUAUGAAAUAAAUUUAUAAACUCAUGUCA
Molecule: messenger RNA, 5596 nt
Organism: Schistocerca gregaria
Lineage: Eukaryota; Metazoa; Arthropoda; Insecta; Orthoptera; Acrididae
Product: phosphatidylinositol 4-kinase beta-like
Exons: 12
Coding region: 295-3246 (983 amino acids)
Biological process (GO): phosphatidylinositol phosphate biosynthetic process; phosphatidylinositol-mediated signaling
Cellular component (GO): cytoplasm; membrane
Molecular function (GO): 1-phosphatidylinositol 4-kinase activity
Source: RefSeq, a predicted model, not a curated record